Exaiptasia diaphana is the source of this 434-nucleotide messenger RNA. RefSeq lists its product as uncharacterized. The transcript is spliced from 7 exons. The coding region runs from base 69 to 434 and encodes 121 amino acids. The record is from RefSeq and is a predicted model, not a curated record. Lineage: Eukaryota; Metazoa; Cnidaria; Anthozoa; Actiniaria; Aiptasiidae.
CUAUUUCGAGUCUCGGACAAUAUAAAAGGGACCCCGUCUUCUCAUUUGAACUUGGUUAAAGCUCCAACAUGUCUUCUUCACUUGUAGCUCUCGUCGUUUUGUCCGUUGUGCUUGUAUCAUCUUGUCAAGGGUUGUCGCUUUCCAAGAUCAAUGAUGACGAAAAGCCCGAGUGCAAGAAUGUGACCGAUAAACAGCCAGUGGAUUGUCGAGACACGUUAUUGGCUAUGAACGCUCGAGACAAGGAAAAUUUCUGUAAUGAUUAUGAUUUGUGCCAGCGAACAUGUCUUGGAUGUCCGCCUCUAGAGCAGAAGUACGAACAUCCACCAGCUGAUUGUGAAGACGAAAGGGAAGACUGUUAUUUUGUAAUGAGGCGAUGGGGACAAGACAACUGCAAACUCCAUAGCGCAUACGCUUAUCGUCAUUUCAUAAUGUAA